Molecule: messenger RNA, 2035 nt
Organism: Dunckerocampus dactyliophorus (ringed pipefish)
Lineage: Eukaryota; Metazoa; Chordata; Actinopteri; Syngnathiformes; Syngnathidae
Product: claudin-4-like
Exons: 2
Coding region: 362-1024 (220 amino acids)
Biological process (GO): bicellular tight junction assembly; cell adhesion
Cellular component (GO): bicellular tight junction; plasma membrane
Molecular function (GO): structural molecule activity
Source: RefSeq, a predicted model, not a curated record
UAGCAUUUUCUUCUGGAUCGUGCAUUGCUUUCAACGUCUGCAACAAAGUGUCCCUGUGUUGUCAUUUGUGGCAUAACUAUCUGCGUGUGAGUCUCGAGUAUGCAGUAUGACACACUGCCGAACCACCUACACGCCACUAUAUGAACGCUGCACAGACAAUUUGGACAGUCAUAAUAGAAGAAAGACUCUCUGAGGAAACCCACUGACAUUUCACAACAUCAAAACUGAUCACUGAGUUGAAGAAGAGGACUCAAUUCAUCACAGAACAUUUAGCCUUCGUGUCCUCCCAGGACUUCUUCACGCAACAGCUCUUGAAGUUUUUUUUUUGUACUUUUUGGGUCGUGCAGCUUCUUCAACAAACAUGGCGUCGACGAGUCUUCAGCUGCUGGGCCUGGUGUUGGCGGUAAUGGGCUGGGUGUGUGGGGCGCUGGUGUGUGCAGCCCCUCUGUGGCGCGUGUCUGCCUUCGUGGGUGGGGAGCUGGUGAUCGCCCAGGUGACAUGGGAAGGACUUUGGAUGAACUGCCUGUCUCAAACCACGGGUCAGAUCCAGUGUAAAACCUACGACUCAACGCUGGCUUUGCCCAAAUCCACCCAAGCUGCCCGCGGCCUCACCGUUCUCUCCCUGAUGCUCUGCAUACUGGCCCUCCUACUUGGGGUGAUUGGGGCCAAAUGCACCCACUGCAUGGGCAAAGCUAAUCAAUCCUCCAAGACUCGGCUCGGCAGGCUAGCAGGGGCGCUUUUUAUUGUGGCUGGUCUCGCCUUCUUGAUACCAAUCUCUUGGACUGCCUAUGCAAUAAUUAGGGACUUUUAUGACCCGAAUGUUGCAGCACCCCUAAAGAGAGAGUUGGGACCAGCACUGUAUCUAGGCUGGGGGGCCAGUGUGCUGCUCCUGUUAGGGGGCGCUCUCCUGCAUGUUGGCUCUGCUGCAGUAGGGGGAGGAACAUUGCCGAUUAUUGGAAGAGCAGCGAAAGACAACCCUGGGGCUGCAGGAGAGGUGAAGACACAAGAAAAAUCUUUUGUGUAAGUUUUAAUGGGACAUGUGAUGUAGGAUUCGGUGGCAAGUCUCUCAUACCUGUCAACCCUCCCUUUUCCCCAGAGAAAAUUUUGUAUUUUGCCCUUCUUUCUCAUUGCCUGCCUGCCUAAAUAGUUUCCUAUAAAUUUCCCCUAUUCUACAUUAAUUUAAAAAAAUCCCCUCCAGUACUGCAUGUUGGCAUAACUUGACAAUAGGUUCAGAGAAUGUGCUUUUAUUGCCAUCUAGUGUCUACUAUUAGGUUUCGUUACAACAUUAUUAGGUUUCAUUACAACAAAGAGUGGAACAUCAACACUGCUGGUGACGAUGGUGAUUAUGGCAUUUCCAUUUACUUAUUUUCCAAAAAAAUAGAUUUAUUUUCAAAUGCAAAUGUUGACAGGUAUGAAGUCUCUGGAAAUUUCAAGAAAGACAAAUCAUUAGCUAUUCAGGCCAGAUUGUUCUGUUUUUUUUUUAUUCAAAAAAGCUGAGAUUGUAAAAAUGUCUUCACUUGCAAUAGGAAUUAUACAGUAUUUAAGUGUUGUUUUUCAUGUUAGGGAAAUCUCAUUUAUUAAUAUGUGUUUUCUUCAAGUCAUUGUAGGUGGAAAUUGUGGGAGGGUGUUAAAUGCUGUGAUGAUUACUAAUGUGUGUACAUACAUUUCUGAAAUUCCACUCAACCCCCUGUGUGUGUGUGUGUGUGUGUGAGAUAGUGGGUGGUAUGUACACAGAGAACCACUGUACAUAGUCUAAACGUGCGUGUGUAUGCUCGUGUGUGUAAGAAUGAGAAAGACAAAGCGUCACCAUUGUUUAUCUGUGAAUCUUUAUUCUGUGUAUUUGAGUUUUCAAGAUGAUUUUAAUUCAUUUUGAUUCCUGUUCGUAUUUUUGGAGGAAUAUCAUUUUUUCUUAUGUGUUGCUUACUACCUUUACUAACACAAUACAACACACUUUAAAACACUUUAUCAUGCAUUUCUUAAUUUCAGAUUAUUUUCUUGGUUGGAAAGUUUAAUACAAUUUUUGUUGGGGUAAACA